AUGCUUCCAGACUUAUACAGCUAUGUUGAGACUGCCAUUAAGUAUAUCCUGCUUUUUGAAACCGAUUUCGGUCUGUUCUUCGAUGAUUAUAUGAUUGUUGAUGAUCUGAAUGAUACGGGUUUGGCCAAUUUCUUAGAAGUUCUUUCAAAUAGACAGCCGUUUUACUCAUUUUCAGAUGGCACACAAAAAAGCAUCUCAAAAAGACGAUCGAGAGGUGAAAUGGAUGUCACUGGUCAUAACUUGCACUAUCUUAGUCGAUAUUUUGGAGUAAGACAGAUAGAAUACCAGUCCUAUCACACCAUAAUCAAUAAGAAUAAGAAUAUCGAAUAUAAGAUCAUCUAUGUACCGUUCAAACAACGGCUAUUCAAAAAACUUAUGAAGCUGUCAGAACAAAUCUCUCCAAAAUUUACAACCGAUGAAAUAUGUUCAAUUUUCAAGUAUGUCUUUCCGCAUCAAGAUAAAAUACGUUGGCUUACCUAUGCGAUAUGUGUUUUUCUCCAACACGAUUUACAUUUAGUGUGCAGUCCCAAAGUGCUGUGUAAACAAAGUAUGAAGCACAUCAGCGACCCACACGUUAAAAAUCUCGCAUCAUUCAUCUUCGGUGACAAUGAUACCAUGAUCAUGUUCCGUAAAGCUGUAAACACCAGUCUUGCGCUUACUUUAAGAGAUAGUUGCAACAACGAGGCUCAUGCAUACGGAGAUACAGUCCUCUCAGAUCCUAUCCACUUGAAAGUGGAUCUGAAAAAACUAUCGAUAGGAUUUUUGUUCCAUCGGUUGUCCAUGAAUAGCUCAUUUUUGGUAAGAAAUAUGGAACUACUGCAAAACAAGUUCCAAGAUAACAUGGCCAGAUCAUCGCUAAGCGUAGAAAUUCACAUAAUCGGCAACAUAGAAAAUAUACCAGAGAGCAACACACAUCAUGGUGAUCAAACAUUAGUGAACGAACUGAAAUUUAUCUUGGCAUGUUCUUUUUUAAACCACGAAAGUAUAAACGAUGUUCUUUUGAAAAUCGACAAUUUAAAGCAAGAGAUUAAUCCUGAGAUUUUUGAUAGAAUAAAAGCUGUAAAGAGUGUUGCGUGUAAAUUCUGUUCUGUCGAGUUCAUGAGGUCAUUACCAAAGCAUAUUACCAUUACAAGUGCUGAUUUUAUGCAGGCUGAUAUUGACAAAUCUAGCAAUAUUCCAGACAAUGUACUCGCAAUAUCAUAUUUAGAGUCAGUUUUUUACCAAAGUAUUUCGUUGUCGAGCACUUCCAAAAUUUGCAAGAUAUCGAAGUGCAUAUUUUAUAACAAUUCGUUCGUUUCGAUCGAUGAAACAUGUGAAAACAUCACAGUAAAAAACACAAGUACCACGGUGAAACUAAACGGUGCCUUCGGAUCUACCGAAGUGCUCUUGGAAGGUUCACCAUUUUCGUACCUGAAACUAAAAAAUAAAGCUGAACAUAACGGCAGACUGCUGGAAAUUAGUGGUGCAAAAAUGAAAGGAACGUUAGAAAUUACAGCAGAUAUGCGAAUAGUAGCGUUCAUUCGUGUUUAUCUUUCACCUGAAUCAAAAGUAGUGUUUCAUGAAGAAUGUACGUACGUAACAAUAUCGGAGUCGUGUGGUUUGUUCGAUUUGAGACGUUUUCUUGGCACAGAAUUGCGCUUGAAUGAGAAUAUGUUGGUAAUGAUUUCACCUAUAGAACGUUCUACCCAGAAAUUAUCUUCGGUCACCCUCUGUGAUGUCAGGUUCCAUGGAAUUGUAACACUUCCCAAUCGCUAUGAACGUGUUGAACUGAAGGGAGUUUUUAUGGACAAUUCUUCACUUAUUAUCUUAAACAAUGCAUGUAAAGAAUUGGCACUCAUUGAAUUUAGCGGUACAAUUGAUAUUAGGUCCGUGGAUAGCUUUGAUAGUAUAAAAAUACAUGCUUCUAUACAUGCAAGAAACAACAUCAAAUUUAAAGGCAUACCACGUGUUCGUUACCUGUGUUGGCACAAUAUUUGUAGUGAUUUAUGUAUAUUGCAAUCAUUAGCAGUGAAAUUCCGCGACAUCGAACAUCUGCAAUUUGUAAAUGAAUGUCCGCUCAGAGAUUGUGGAGAUAUUGUGGGAUACAGUGCAAGCACCGGAUUGCGUUUUAUACACACGAAUAACUUUGAAUGCCUCCCGCAUCCAUUGGUCAAUUAUACAGUGGAUAUGGGAACAUCUGGUCAUGUAGUGCCAAGUGUCGUUCCCGAUUUUGUAGCGAAUUUGAUUCUUAAGAGAAUCCUGCAAAAUCCUGCUAACAAGAACAUCAAGAAGAUGGAAAUACAAUCGGUUGCGGUCACAAAGGAAAACUUUCAACUUUUCAAAACGUUGCCGAAGUUGCAGAUUCUCAGAGUUUACGCAAAAGAUUUUUCAACAGAAAUUUUCCAAAAUUUACCCGAUAGUCUCAAACUCUUGGAUAUCUCCAACCCGUUCGUAGAUGCGAAUGGUUUCGGAUCUAAUCAUAUGAAAGACAACUGGAUGCUUGCCGGUUCGCUCAAGAAGAUAAAAAUUUUGACCAUUGAUGCGAACGUGUUCUUCGGUUUGCACCUUGCUGGUUUUGCGCUGUCUAAUAUUGAGGUGCUCAAAAUACGUUUUGUUUGGUUUUUAGCUGACAGCAUCCUGCCAAGCAUCAAAAAAGUUGAGCCUCGGGAAUUGCUGAUCGAACGCGAAGAAAACUUAAUAGAUCCAAGAUGGGAACGUAUAGAGGGCGUAGAACUCGGUAGGUUCAUUGAUUUACUUGCAAAACGUAUAAACUUUCCCUCUCUUAAAUAUUUUGCGUUUGUUUCAAAUAAAGAAUUGGUGGUAAUUGAUCCUGCUACCCUUACCAUUGUGAGCCGUCGGCCUGGAACAGAAAUUCACCAUUCAAGCCAAGUUAUAACAUAUAAAGAGGAUUUAAACUUUGAAUAA
Molecule: messenger RNA, 2904 nt
Organism: Vavraia culicis subsp. floridensis
Lineage: Eukaryota; Fungi; Microsporidia; Pleistophoridae
Exons: 1
Coding region: 1-2904 (967 amino acids)
Source: RefSeq, a predicted model, not a curated record